Suricata suricatta (meerkat) is the source of this 1780-nucleotide messenger RNA. RefSeq names its product frizzled class receptor 10 (gene FZD10). The transcript is spliced from 2 exons. Gene Ontology annotation, biological process: non-canonical Wnt signaling pathway; canonical Wnt signaling pathway. Lineage: Eukaryota; Metazoa; Chordata; Mammalia; Carnivora; Herpestidae. Gene Ontology annotation, molecular function: Wnt receptor activity; Wnt-protein binding. The coding region runs from base 30 to 1655 and encodes 541 amino acids. The record is from RefSeq and is a predicted model, not a curated record. Gene Ontology annotation, cellular component: plasma membrane.
ACGGCAAGUGCCAGGCCAUCGAGAUCCCGAUGUGCAAGGACAUCGGCUACAACAUGACCCGCAUGCCCAACCUGAUGGGCCACGAGAACCAGCGCGAGGCCGCCAUCCAGCUGCACGAGUUCGCGCCGCUGGUGGAGUACGGCUGCCACCGCCACCUCCGCUUCUUCCUGUGCUCGCUGUACGCGCCCAUGUGCACCGAGCAGGUCUCCGCCCCCAUCCCCGCCUGCCGGGUCAUGUGCGAGCAGGCCCGGCUCAAGUGCUCCCCGAUCAUGGAGCAGUUCAACUUCAAGUGGCCCGACUCGCUGGACUGCAGCAAGCUCCCCAACAAGAACGACCCCAACUACCUGUGCAUGGAGGCGCCCAACAACGGCUCAGACGAGCCCUCCCGGGGCUCCGGCCUCCUCCCGCCGCUCUUCCGGCCGCAGCGGCCGCACGGCGCGCAGGAGCACCCGCUGCGGGACGCGGGGCCGGGGCGCGCCGGCUGCGACAACCCGGGCAAGUUCCACCACGUGGAGAAGAGCGCCGCGUGCGCGCCCCUGUGCGCGCCCGGCGUGGACGUGUACUGGAGCCGCGGCGACAAGCGCUUCGCCGUGGUCUGGCUGGCCGUGUGGGCCGUGCUCUGCUUCUUCUCCAGCGCCUUCACCGUGCUCACCUUCCUCGUCGACCCCGCUCGCUUCAGGUACCCCGAGCGCCCCAUCAUCUUCCUCUCCAUGUGCUACUGCGUCUACUCCGUGGGCUACAUCAUCCGCCUCUUCGCCGGCGCUGAGAGCAUCGCCUGCGACCGCGACAGCGGGCAGCUCUACGUCAUCCAGGAGGGGCUGGAGAGCACCGGCUGCACCCUCGUCUUCCUGGUCCUCUACUACUUCGGGAUGGCCAGCUCGCUGUGGUGGGUGAUUCUCACGCUCACCUGGUUCCUGGCCGCCGGCAAGAAGUGGGGCCACGAGGCCAUCGAAGCCAACAGCAGCUACUUCCACCUGGCGGCCUGGGCCAUCCCGGCCGUGAAGACCAUCCUGAUUCUGGUGAUGCGCCGCGUGGCCGGGGACGAGCUCACCGGCGUGUGCUACGUGGGCAGCAUGGACGUGAACGCGCUCACCGGCUUCGUGCUCAUCCCGCUGGCCUGCUACCUGGUCAUCGGCACCUCCUUCAUCCUCUCGGGCUUCGUGGCGCUCUUCCACAUCCGGAGGGUGAUGAAGACGGGAGGGGAGAACACGGACAAGCUGGAGAAGCUCAUGGUGCGGAUCGGGGUCUUCUCGGUGCUAUACACCGUGCCGGCCACCUGUGUGAUCGCCUGUUACUUCUACGAGCGCCUCAACAUGGAGUUCUGGAAGGUGCUGGCCGCCCAGCACAAGUGCACGAUGAACAACCACACCAAAACCCUGGACUGUCUGAUGGCCGCCUCCAUCCCUGCCGUGGAGAUCUUCAUGGUGAAGAUUUUCAUGCUGCUGGUGGUGGGCAUCACCAGCGGCAUGUGGAUCUGGACGUCCAAGACCCUGCAGUCCUGGCAGAACGUUUGCAGCCGCAGGUUCAAGAAAAAGAGCAGGAGGAAACCGGCCAGCGUGAUCACCAGCAGUGGGAUUUACAAAAAAGCCCAGCACGCCCAGAAGUCCCGUCUCGGGAAAUAUGAAAUCCCUGCCCAGCCUCCCACCUGUGUGUGAACUGGCUCGUGGGGGGCCGGGAGGGGGUAGCCCGGACUGGAAAACUUCCCCAGACAGGACACGGUGGCAGUCAGAGCCCAAACGUGGUGCUUUUCCUGAUGGUGUCCAUGAAUAGAUCAAGAAGC